UUAUUGAAAUUUCAUUUUUAGUUUUUAAGCUUAAACUUAAUUAAAUGAAAUUAGUUCAUAUUCAAGUUAACUCUGAUGUUAAUUUUCACAAAGAUAUGAUAAAAGAAAAAUUUAAAAAUUGGAGUACAACUCUGCAGCAACAUUAUCAGGAAAUUUAUAACUCUCAAAUAAAGCUACUACCAGAAAAGUUAAAUCAAUCUCAGCCAAUAUCAUCUGCAAUAUUAGUACCAUUGCUUUUUAAUCAAUAUAAUGAUUUAUAUGUUUUAGCUACAGUCAGACAUAACAGUUUAUCACUUUUUGAAGGUGAAGUAUGUAUGCCUGGAGGUAAAUGUGAGGAUAGUGAAACCCCUAAAGAAACUGCUUUGCGUGAAACUUUAGAAGAAAUAGGUUUGCAUCAAGAUAACAUUGAGAUAUUGUGCGAAGGACCUUCUAUUUUUUAUUAUCGAAAUGGAAAAGUUUAUGUUGUUUGUCCUGUCUAUGGUUUGAUAAAAAAAAGUUUUUAUGCUGCAUUAAGCAAAAAUGAAGUAAUUGAUAUAUUUACUGUAAAUUUUUCAAGAGUUUUAGAAGGUUAUGAAGGUUCAUUAGGUGUUCCAGGUUGUGGAAUUUUAACAAAUAAGACAUUUAGGAUUAUUGGUUUGUCUCACUUUGUUAUAGCAAUAGCUGCAUCAGCAUACUAUAGAAAAAUGCCGCACAAAAAAUGUUUUUCUUAUACAAAUAAAUCUAGAUUUUUUACAGAUUUCUUUGAAUAUUAUAUGAUUCAUAAGUUGUAGAUAUUUAUUUUGUAUUAAUGUUUUUUUUACAUGAAAUGCUGAUUAUACAAAUUGUAAUAAAAGUAAUUUUUAUUAGUUUUGUAAUUUUAGUUUUUAUAAAAGCAACUUUAUUAAUUUUAAAGAUAAUUUAAUUAAA
This is a messenger RNA of Hydra vulgaris (swiftwater hydra), 906 nucleotides long. RefSeq names its product nudix hydrolase 3. Lineage: Eukaryota; Metazoa; Cnidaria; Hydrozoa; Anthoathecata; Hydridae. Gene Ontology annotation, biological process: coenzyme A catabolic process. Gene Ontology annotation, molecular function: coenzyme A diphosphatase activity. The record is from RefSeq and is a predicted model, not a curated record.